AUGAAUUCUGGGUAUGGUGGAAGUGGAUCAGGCAAUGAAGAGACCUCAAACUCUCGGAGGGGAAGGAAACCGACCCAUCAACACUCAAUACAGCAAAUACAACAACUUGAAGCGUUCUUCAAGGAAUGCCCAAAACCAGAUGAGAAUCAGAGGGUACAAUUGAGCAGGGAACUAGCACUUCAACCCAAUCAGAUAAAGUCUUGGUUUCAAAAUAAAAGAACUCAGAUGAAGGCUCGACGUGAGAGAGCAGACAAUGGCACCCUUCGAUCUGAAAAUGAAAGAAUGCGCUGUGAGAAUUUAGCAAUGAAAGAGGCACUGAGUAACAUCAUCUGCGCAACUUGUGUUGCCUCACAUCUUGACGUAGAGGCGAGGCAACGUAAUCUACUGAAAUUAAGAAUGGAAAAUGCCUUAUUGAAAGAAGAGGUGAAGGCAUGUCCAAAGAAGAGUGUUGGGGAGGAGAGUGUAUACCUGACUCAGGAAAGAGAGGGCCCAGGGGAGAUGAAGGCCCAUGCGCGGGAGAGGAACCCAGGUGUGAGGGAAGCCCACUAG
Molecule: messenger RNA, 549 nt
Organism: Fraxinus pennsylvanica
Lineage: Eukaryota; Viridiplantae; Streptophyta; Magnoliopsida; Lamiales; Oleaceae
Source: the annotation of a GenBank genome assembly